This is a messenger RNA of Eleginops maclovinus (Patagonian blennie), 4087 nucleotides long. Its product is annotated as NHL repeat-containing protein 3-like. Bases 463 to 1548 code for a protein of 361 amino acids. Gene Ontology annotation, molecular function: protein binding. Gene Ontology annotation, cellular component: extracellular region. NCBI's taxonomy places the organism in Eukaryota, Metazoa, Chordata, Actinopteri, Perciformes, Eleginopidae. The transcript is spliced from 3 exons. The record is from RefSeq and is a predicted model, not a curated record.
UACUGUCAGUAUAAAAUGCUUGCCCUAAAAUUCAACAUAAAAAAUAAACAAGCAAGUAUCGGAUUUAGCCGAACAGCUCUACAUUUCUUUAAUAUCCACAUGUUGGGUCAAACAUCUUGUUGGCCACAGAAAAUGACAAUUAUUAGCCAUAAGUCUCUUGGUAUUGUAAUGCCUUUAUUGUGAUGCAUUAAACGGAAAUGCUACUUGUUUUACAGUUGCACACUCUGCUUUGUUUUCGUUUAGGGCUCGAGAAAGUGUAUUCAAUUUACGUUUUUGGAUUUAAACUUCAAAUCAUCGUAACAUAUAAUAUCAGCAACUGCUUGAAUCGCAGCAUAGCUCGCGGCUAACGCUACACUAAAGUCAGUUUUCUCUCUGCGCGGUUUAAUCAUUCUGUCAUACAUCGAGCUGUCGUCACCUGACAGGAAAUUAAAGGUUAAAAACCAGUCGUUGGCUAAACCACUGAUGUUGAUUAAGAAGAGAGGACAUACGUGUUUGCUAGCGUCUGGAAUGGCUGCAUUAGUGCUGCUCAUGGUGGUGCUGUACGGGACCAUCGGCCCCCAGCAGGCGGGCGGCUCCAGCCUGAGGCCGGGCUACCAGCUGCGGGGCAGCCCGCUCUACAAGCUGGACCUGAGCUGGCCCCGGAGCCCAGAGCUGUUCACCGGGCAGGUGUUCGGAGUGGCUGUAAACCAGUAUGCUGGGGUGGUGUAUGUGGCGCAGAGAGGUUCCGAUGUGCCCAAGGUGCUGGUGUUCACCACAGAUGGAGAGUUCCUCAUGUCCUGGAACACAACCACCCUGGAGAUGCCCCAUGGUAUAUUCUUAGCAGAUGCGGCCUCAGCAAACCCCACGGUGUGGAUCACAGAUGUGGGGAAUGGCCCAUAUGGCCACAGCAUCAAACAGUACUCACCAUCUGGGAAGCUCCUGCAGGUGCUGGGUACUCCGGGGAAGGCAGGCUCUGGGGUGACCCCUCUCCAGUUCGACCAGCCGGCUGAAAUCUUCGUCCACUCUUCCGGAGAGAUGUAUAUCGUGGACGGUGACGGUGGAAUGAACAACCGCCUCAUCAAGCUGUCCAAAGACCAGCAGGUGUUGUGGAUGCACGGGGAGAAAGGACAAGGCAUGGCUCAGUUCUACAUUCCCCACAGCGUGACCGUGGACGACUACCACCGGGUGUGGAUGGCCGACAGGGGCAACAAAAGGAUCCAGGUGUUCAACUCCAUCACUGGGGAGUGGCUGGGGACCUGGGGGAGCUGCUUCUCCGAGGAUGCACCCUACUCGGUCCGCCUGACCCCAGACAGGAAGUACUUUGUCGUGGUGCAGCUCAACACCAACCAGAUCUCGCUGCUGGAGGCUCCUCCCGUGGGUUUGAUCGGCCAGUGUAGAGUGGUGAGUGUGAUCCAGCUGGCUGAGGAGGUCAAGCCCCACCUGGUGGACCUGGACCUGAAGACGGGGGCCCUGUAUGUGGCGGAGAUAGGAGCUCAGCAGGCCCAGAAGUUCACCCCCUUCAGUCUCGGGGGGGAACUUCCUGUAGUGCCACAUUUUGAAAGAUCAUAGUAAACCAGCAACGCUGAUAAUAAGCACUAUACAUUAUUUCAAACGUUACCAAAAAUUGCCAUGUGAUGUCAUUUGCAAUCAUGUACUCCAGAAAACAGUAAUUAUUUGUCAGUAAGAUAAAACAUCUGGGGUUGAGAUAUCUAAGGUAUCCCCUGACAACCCUGUCUCAUAGAAAUAACAUCUUUGCAACAGAAUUUAUGAAAGUAUGGCUAUACAGGCACCUUAUAUUAAAUCAAGAUAUGUGUUUUAAACUUAAAACUAUGGGUAAAUGCUCAUACUGAAUACAGCUUUAAAUGUUACAACGAAUGAAUUUAGUUUUCUUUUAUAUCCGCUCGUAGCCAAGAAACAAUGAUGAUUGAUUGUACAAUUCUGUUCAGGUGACACACAGCAGUUAGAGAAAGUUGCUUCUCUUUAAUGUGGCGGCAGGCAGUCCCAAAAAAGCUGCAAGAAGCAAACACUUCAACGCGCACAAACAAAUCUUAAAUCUCUGCAUACAUUUGGGCAUUUAUCAGAAAAACAGGUAAAAAUACAAUCCGAUACUAGCAGUGCAGGUGCCAUUUAUGAUGGAUAUUGCAGUGGAAAUUGCGCAAUCAGAUAUAACCACUACAAGCCCUGCCCCAACCUCCAGGGAACACAGCCACCAUGAAUAAUGUGUAAAAAAAAAUACUACACAAGGAAAGAAACACAGGUGGGUCCUACAUUGUGGUUGUGGUUGACCUAAAUAUCCAUCAGUCCAAAUUCUGUAGAAGCCUUAACCUUAUGUGGGACGCAGCAAACUUUUAUCUGCUGUGGAAGCAAAUACAAAAAAGUAGUCUGAUGUAAACACAAAUACAUUUUACAACAACGUUUGCACUGGGCAUCUGCAUUUAGAAAAAUAACUGAUUAGAUGACUGUUAGAUGAGAUUGUGACUCUGAGCAUGUUCAAUUCUACAUUAUUGCUAUCAGGCAUUUAUUCGUAUAAAUGACAUUUAUUUGAGACAGGUUUACAUUUUUGCUGGUUUAAAAAGUUUUUAAUAGUCAUUGUUCAAUUCUACAAGGAUAUUCAAAAUCACUUAGGAACAAUUAUUAAUUACAGGAUGUCUGUUUGAGUAUUUAAUACUUAUUGUAGAGGGCAUGUGUCAUUGCAAUAAUUAGCUAAAACACAAGUUUAAAAAAUAAUAAUUAUACUAUUACAAAUGCUGUAAAUUGUCUAGACAAUAUAGCUAAGGGUUUCAUGUUGUUUAUUUGUUAUCUGGGAUUCUUAAUUGAACAUUAUGGGAUUGUUUCUGAAGUUUUGUGCCUUUUUUAAAAAACUGCAGACACUUUAACUCUUCUGUGCUAUUGUAUGGCUAUUUUAAGACAUGUGUAUGAUUACUCAUGUGUACAUAAAGUCGAUUGUUAAGCAUGCUGUUUGACCUGCAUUGUCUCUAAAUACCAUUGAAGCUGAAAGAAAAAGGAUUAACAUGGUAGGUGUAUAUUGAAUUCUGAUGAUCAGUGUGUGACAGUAUAAUUCCGGUUUUACUCUGUUAGCGGUGCACUGAGACAUAUAUUGUGAUGGCUCGGUGGCGCUUAAAUGAAAUGUUGGAUUUUUGCACUCAUUGUCUUUUUAACCCUCCUUUGCAAUAAUUGAACUUCAGUGUAUGUGUGACUGUUGUUUUCAGGCCCUGGUUUGCUUCUUUUUUUACAGUGUAUAUCUUAAUGGUUCCAAAUGUGUACAUUAACUUGAGUUUACUCAUCUUGAGGAGCACUGCUCGGCCAGUGGGAACAGUGGGAUUGUGUUGUGUGGCUAUGAAGGGGCUUUAUAAAUUCUGAUCCAAAAUGGAUCUCAGUUUGGGCUUGAGACUACAAUGCCUUUACAGAAGGCCUGUGUUACUGACGUGGCGUGGAUAUUAAAAACAUACGGGUUUAAAACAGACAGGAGUUGCCUGACUAAGAUUGUAUUGCAUUAUGGGAAAUGAAGGAUUCAACCUUUUCCGGACUGUGACCCAUACUAUAGUCAGGAUAUUUCUAUAUUUGUAUGAAGUGAAAUACAUCACAGGCCUAAAUUAUGAUGUUGAGAUGGAGCCUUGAAAAAUAGCAGUUAUUAUCAACAGCAGUCUGAAGCAGGCCCACACUGAAGAAACUGAAAUGUUGACUUUAAUUAUAUGUAUUAUGUCAACAGCUUUCACAUGACUAUAUUGGGUUAGUUGAAAACAAUAAUAUUAAUUUUAAAAAGUCUAUUAGUUAAGUUUAAGUUGGUUAAACUUGAUAUUUUUGCUUUAACAAUACAUUUAAUUAAAGUCAACGUUUCAGUUUUAUCAGUGUAUGAUUUGCAUUUCUCAGCAUAUAGUGCUUGCAUAUACAAUAUAUAUGGUGUUGGAAAAUGCAUGUAAAGCUUUUCCCCAAUAAAAAGUUGUCAUGUGUCCUGUAUGGUAUGUACUGUAUUUGUAAAUGUGGGAUUCUUUUUUCUUUUUUUUUAAAAAUGUCUGUCAAUGUUUUAUUUUAUUUGUUGAAUCAUUUAAGUCAACGCUGCAGGGAACGCAAAGGUGAAUAACCUUUACAAUAAAAAUGUUUAAUCAUA